Messenger RNA from Drosophila bipectinata, 3206 nucleotides. RefSeq lists its product as uncharacterized. NCBI's taxonomy places the organism in Eukaryota, Metazoa, Arthropoda, Insecta, Diptera, Drosophilidae. The record is from RefSeq and is a predicted model, not a curated record.
UAGGUGCUUUUGUUGUCAGUCUGAUUUCGAUCCAGAAUGGACGUCAUCUGAGCUCCGGUCGAUAUAUAUAUUCAAACAUAUAUAUGUUGUUUAUUUCACCAGACGGCUAAAAAAGUUACUCAAGGCACUCGACCAGCGUUCCAAUAACAUCUCAACAUUUCGGGCCAAGAACAGCAUAAUUCUCUACAUCCUUGAUUGGCAGAUAAUUGACUAUAUCCCCACAGCCAUUAAUCCGCAAUCCAAAACCCCAAUCCAAUCUCCAGCCACUCAAAAUUGAAAAGAAAAUAGAACCAAACUCCCAGCUGAUGUUGCAGAAAUGAAUCGCAAUCGCCUCAACCAGAUGAGGCAGUUCGAUCGUGCCCACGAUGGUCUUCAUCAGGUUAUUCAGAUGAAUAACGGGCCGGGAGGAGGGACAGGAGCCCACGACCUGGAUCAGGGAAAGAAUUCAGCCAUCACACAGGCUCAACAGUUGGCUUUGCGCCGCAAGACCAUGUACACCAGGACAGAGCUUCUGGCUCGUGGAUUGCCCACCACUCAAACAGUUCGCCGUUCGGCUCUUAAAUGUCCUGCAGCUGGCCAGGAUUGGAUACCACCUCUGACCCCUUUGUCUCCCAAGGCACGUUAUCCCCAGACAAAGACCGCCGCGGCACCGGGAACCCCCGCCCCACCUCCAGCACCAAUGAUGAACCAGAACAACCAAAACUCCACCAACAUCCCGUCACCGAGGAAGCACCGGGGCAGUCUCCUGCCCAGGAUGGCUAAGCGACAGCUUCCGAAGGCCGCGGAGCGGGCUGCCCCGAUGCCGAGCAACAUACCACAGCGAAUGCGGACCCUGGAGCCGGAUCUCGGCAAGGUGGAGCAGCACAGAGCCCACCUCGGUCACAACGAGGUACACAGUCAUCCUCAGACGCCCCACUACAACCACAGCCAACUGAUGAAUACCCCACAUGGUAGCGAGAGCACCAGUCCAGUGCGUCACCCUGGGGAUCGCGGGGGCAGCAACUGCUCCUCCGACCGCCGCAAGAUUAAGCUGGCGAAAGCCAUUCGGCUGCCGGACGAGCAGAACAAGAGCUUCAUCUACCUGUGCAAGCCGGAGAAGGGGAAGGUCAAAGAGAUCCUGACACCUCGGAAAUUGAGGACCAGCUGCGAACACCUCAUGGAUCAGAAGGAGCAGGGUGGGAAAGUCCGUCCUUCCAUUCUGGAGGAGGCUUUGCGCAGUAGGGCGGGCCAGGUGGAUGCCGCCAAUGCCGGCAUCUUCGAUAUGGCCCCCUUGAUGGAUAUGGAAGAGUACUCCUCCAGUUCGGCGUCCAGCCCAAUGAACAGCCCCACCGUAAAGACCCAGCUAGAGGAUCGGGUUGAGGCCGCCAAUAACCAGGAUCUGCGCCGCCAACUGAAGGAGGUGCGUAAUCGUCAGUGCCAUUUGCGCCAGCUGGAGCAAACUCAGAGCCCCAAGAACCGGCGACCAGAGGCAGAGAAUCAGAAUCUGCCGGCUCUGCAUCACGAGAUCCGCAUGCUGCAGGAGCUGGGAGAGAAGCUGGAAGCCACCUUGCGGGUGACAGCCACAACACAGAGGAAGACCGGAGGAGGUCUCAUAGGAGAAGUGGGAGAAAAAGAAGUUGCCGUGCCAGAAUUGAAUUUAACCAACCUCGUGGUAGAAGCCGAACCGGACAAGCAAUCCUCGAGCGUCUUCUACACUCCGCGCACCGGUCCCGUCCACUUUGAGGAGCUGCCCAUCACCCGGGUGGGGUACUUGAGGGUGGAGCACUGCUCGAUGGUCUGCCAGCGGGCCCGCAUCCUGGGCUUCUCGCAUAGCUUCGGUAUUGUCCGGGAGUACCGCAUCGAGACCAAGACCCUCAACGAGCUAAAGACCGCCGACGAUUCGCAGUGCUUCUACCUGCCCUCGCUCCGGGAUCGGAGCCAUCCGGUAGCUAAGCCAGUGGCUUCGGCCCUCGCCGUCGAAGAAGCCAGUGGCGGACCGUUGCAGUGCACCAACUUCCGGAUGCUGCGCGAGAAUCCAAAUUUCCUGCUACAGCAGCUGCGACCCCUGAGCCAUGGUCCGGCCCAGAAGCCGCCACCCACCUUCAACCUCAUCGACCAGGAUCAGAUGUUCUUCAAUAGCCUGGCCUACGUCGAUCCCAAGGCGGAGGCGGGGAUGCGGGGCAGCUCCCUGAAACUGGAGCGAGAGGCGGGGGGUGGUGGCAUCAACUACGGAGGCGGUGCCAUGGCCUGUUCGCGUCUCUCGGUGGUAACGGAAGUUGCCAAUAAAGGUAGAUUCCCUCUGGAGGCUCAGGAUUCCCUCUUGAGGAAGAUAAGCAGCAGUUUGGUCGUCCACAGCACAACCCAAACCGAUCAGGACGCCAAGACGGACACCGAUGCGGAUACAGCAGCUAAAAAGGAACCGGAAACGGAAGAGGACAUGCAGAAGAACCGCUUGAAGCUUUUGAAGAGAGCCAUACAGGAACCGGCAACGAAACUGCAACCGGAAUCUGACCCGGAACCGAUCACAACCAAACGCCGCCCAAAAUAUAAAGACACUCAACCGGAGCCCAGUAACAACAAUAACAACAAAAACAACGAUAAUAAGGAUAAUAAUAAUAUGAAGCUGAAGAAGAAGAGUUCCGGAUCGAUGGUGAGGCCCACAGGAAGGCAGGUGGCACCGGAAUCGCCCAUCGCCAACGGUCGCAAUGUAGAGCCCAAGGUGCGGAUGCCACUGCUCAAGACCGUUCUGGUGGGCAUGGUCCAGGUGACUGUCUUCCUUAUCCUGAUCAUGGCCUUCACCUAUCCGGAUAUAAGUUGCUAAGUUCAUUUUCCAGACCCAAAUCAGAUUCAACAAAUUACAUUUCAUAACCUAAAAAAACGCGAAGUUCAUCGGAGAGCUUGUGCCCCAAAACCCCCUCGAAAAAAAGCUGCAAAAAAUAGCAUUUUGGAAAGAUCGCCGAAACCUAAAUAUUGGAGCAAACCCUACCCGAUUCGGGGCUCUCGAGACCCGAAUCCGAAUCGGUUAUAUCAAGUUCUUAACCUUAAAUUUCUGAAUUUCUCGUUAACUUAAUAUCGAUGGCUUGUAGAACGAAAGAGGAAAGGGGACAGAUAGCUGAAGGUAAAGGACGAACGGAGAAAGAAAGAAAGAGCAAGAGACGAAGAAAAGGAUUAGGGGAAAGGGAUGCCAAGUCGAUCAAUGUUAAUAAAAUUUCAUGUGCAAUAUGAUA